AUGGCUGUUGAGGCUUCUGAUAGGCAAAAUUUGUUCUAUGGUUUGGAUUUUGAUGACGAUGAGGAUGUGGUAGUAACUUUGAAAUGGCACUCAGCAUCUAAGAAAAAUCGAGGGCAUUUAGAAGUGAGGAAGGUAACUGCUCAUAUUCAUGAGGAACAGUCAGGUAGACAUAUUUCUGAUGUGCCUUCUUCAAAAUGCCAAAAUUCUAACAUGCAGAAGGGUAAUGUUUUGUUACCUGCUAAGGCAUCACUCGUGAAGUCUUCUACUGGUAGCACAAAAGCACCAACUUCACUUGUCCAUACCUCUGAUGAUGAUGAUGAUAUCCCUUUGUCCACGAGGUUACGUUGGAAUUCUAGUAUGGGAAAAUGUAGUAGUAACUGUAACUGUAUUGGUAGCACAAAAGCACCAACUUCACUUGUCCAUACCUCUGAUGAUGAUGAUAUCCCUUUGUCCACGAGGUUAUUUUGGAAUUCUAGUAUGGGAAAAUGUAGUAGUAACUGUGAUGAUUCUGUUAAGAAGAGGCCGGCUACACUGCUAGUUAAGAGAUCAUUAGGUAACGGCAAUUCCUUGCACAUUUCAGUUAAGAAGCCAAAGGUAUCAUCAUAUGAUGAUAGCGAUGAUGAGGAUGAUAUUCCAAUUUCCCAGAGAAUUGCGAGGUCAGCCAUAUCUGCUGAUAAACCAUCUUCCAUGAAGAAGUUCAAAGAGAAAGAACCUGUAUUUGUUGAAAAAAUGAUUGAGGAUUGCCAAAGGAAGAGAUGCAUAGAAGAGAAGAGACUGCACUCCCUAGAGAGAGAUGUUGAGGAGAACUCCAGAGAGCUUGAAAAUAAGAAACAGCAAGUUGUUUGUGUUGAACAACAAUUGAAUUUAUAUUUCCAACAGAUUAAAACAAAAGAGAGAGAAUAUGGUGCAAUCCAAAGAAGCAUAGAAGAACUUGACAGUGAGUUUGAAGCAAAGAGAGAGCAACUUAAAUCAGUACAGAAGUUGAUUAGUGAAUGUGAUAGGCAGCUACAGUUGAAAGAGGAAGAAUGUGACAGGGUUCAUGAAAUUGUUCAGAAGGCAGCCAGUGAAUAUGAUGAAGUUCACAAGAAAAUGCAGAGGAAAAUUGAAGAACAUGACAAGGAUCUUGAAGUGCAGCUGAAUUUGGUGGAGGACUUUAUUAGAGAGUGCGAGCUAGAGCUCAAGACUAAAGAGAGAGAAUUUCAUCAAGUCUUGGACAAAAUUAAUAAAGACUGUGAAAGAAAGGAGGAAGAACUCAAGGUUCUUCUGAAAAAACUUGUUGAAUGUACUAAGGAACUUAAGACCAAAGAGGAAGAGCUUGAUUCAAAGCAAAAAUUAAUUGAUGGACAAGCUAAGGAGCUAGAGUCAGAAAGGAAGAACUUACUUAAGGUAAUCUCAAUAAGGACCAGUUAUUUGAAGGACUGUGAAUUGUCGAAGAAGAAUUUUGAAAGACAAGCUAUGGAGCGGGAGUCAAAGGAGAAGCAAAUUGAAGAUUGGGUGAAGGACCUUGAAUCAAAAGAAAAGCAAUUUGAAGUCAAGGUGAAGGAGCUUGAGUCAAACAAGAAUAAGUUUGAAGUACAAGCAGACGAUCUCAAGUCAAAAGAGAAGCAUUUUGAAGAACAGGUGAAGAAAUUCAAGUUUAAACAGAAACAAUUUGAAGAGCAAGUGAAGGAGCUUGAGACAAAACAGAAGCAAUUUGAAGAAAAAGUUAUGGAUUUUCAGUCUAAAAAGAACCAAUUUGAAGGACAAGUGACAGAGUUCAAGUCAAAGGAGAAGCACUUUGAAGGACGAGUGAAAGAGUUCAAGUCAAAAGAACAGCAACUUGAAGAGUGGGCGAAGGAGCUCAAGUCAAGAGAGGACGAAGUUGAAGGCCAAGUGAAGGAGCUUGAAUCACAAAAGAAGCAUUUUGAACGCCAAGUGACAGUGCUUGAUUUGAAAGAGAAGCAAUUUGAAGCUCAAGUGGUGGAGCUUGGGUCAAACAAGAAUAGGUUGGAAGUACAAGCAAAGGAGCUCAAUUCAAAAGAGAAGCAGUUUGAAGAACAGGAGAAAGAACUCAAGUUUAAAAAGAAACAAUUUGAAGUGCAAGUGAAGGAGCUUGAGUCAAAACAAAAGCAAUUUGAAGGAAAAGUUAUGGAGCUUCAGUCAAAAGAGAAGCAAUUUGAAGAACAACUGAAGGAGUUCGAGUCAAAGGGGAAGCACUUUGAAGGACAAGAAAAAUAUCUUAAAUCAAAAGAAAAGCAGCUUCAAGAUUGGGAGAAGAAGCUCAAGUCAAAAGAGAACGAAGUUGAAGGCCAAGUGAAGUACAUCGAAACAAAAAUGAAGCAUUUGGAACACCAAGUGAAGGAGCUUGAAUCAAAAGUGAAGCAACUUGAAGUCCAAGGGAAGGAGCUGGAGUCAAAAGAUGAUAAUUUUGAAGUACAACCAAAGGAGUUCAAGUUAAAAGAACAGCAGUUUCGAGGACAGGUGAAGGAUCUUGAGUUAAAGCAGAAUCAGUUUGUUGGAAAACUGAAGAAGCUUGAGUUAAAAGAAAAGGAAAAAAUAUCGGAUAAUCAAUCGAGUCCCACCAUCAAUGGCAGAAUUUUGCUGUUGCUCCCUAGUGAGGGAACAGAUGAACUAGGAUCUCUUGACUAUGAAAUUCUAGUUAAUCUCCAAGCAUCAUCAGAUCCAUCAAAAGUGGUUUUGGAUAUAAUACAGAAUCCCAUUGCUCCACCAUGUAGGACAGGAGACAAUGCUAUAAGUAUUGAUGGUAGCCACAUCAUUCUGCUGGAACAACUGAUGAGAAUCUCACCACACAUUAAACCUCAUGUAAGAGAAGAAGCAAUGAACCUAGCUCUUGAUUUGAAAUCUAGCAUGAGAGCAAGUACUGAAAAUUCUUUGGCGGUUCUGGGUUUUCUACUGCUUGUGUCAAUUUAUGGAUUAGCCUCUUCUUUUGAUGAAGAUGAAGUUUUAAAGCUUUUCGAACAUGCUGCUCAUCACAAGCAAGCUGUAGAACUAUUCUGGACUCUGGGUUUUGCAGAUAAAAUCUCUGAUUUUGUUCAGAAUCUCAUUAAGAAGCAGCAGUAUAUUGAAGCUGUUAGAUUCAUUUGUGCAUAUGGGUUGGCUGACAAGAGUGAACCAGUUGAUCUCUUGAGAGAAUAUGUGCAGAAUGCAAAACUGAUUUCUGAGAAUAGUUGCAAGAAAACAAAUUGCAUCGAAAUCAAGGACAAGGCCAGAGAUCAAGAAAUUACUAGUCUGGUAACUGCUCAACAGUGCAUCUCAGACAACAACUUAGAAUCUAAGGAUUUACUUAAUGAGAUUCAAGAUCGCAUUCUUGAGCUAAAUUGGCAGAAGGCAAAUAGUGAUUAUAGUGGUACCAAGGUCAUACUCCAAAACUGCAACACUUGUUAA
This is a messenger RNA of Abrus precatorius (Indian licorice), 3384 nucleotides long. Its product is annotated as myosin-11. The record is from RefSeq and is a predicted model, not a curated record. NCBI's taxonomy places the organism in Eukaryota, Viridiplantae, Streptophyta, Magnoliopsida, Fabales, Fabaceae. Bases 1 to 3384 code for a protein of 1127 amino acids. The transcript is spliced from 4 exons.